Molecule: messenger RNA, 1048 nt
Organism: Diaporthe batatas
Lineage: Eukaryota; Fungi; Ascomycota; Sordariomycetes; Diaporthales; Diaporthaceae
Exons: 2
Coding region: 93-824 (243 amino acids)
Source: RefSeq, a predicted model, not a curated record
CCUCAGACCUCCGCGUCUCUCUUGAUACGAGGCCCGCGCCCCAACUCCUGUCCACAGUGCUGUUCAGGUCGGUCACGAUUCUGUAGACAAUCAUGCAGUCCGCUGCCGCGACCCGUGCCGAUGCUGCCCGCAAGGGCGAGACAGCAGACACGACGCACUCGCCAGUGCGGGUACUGGUUCAAACAUACACGCACCUCGUACCAGGAGAGGCGAGACCUGAUAAGCUGGAAUUUUUAAGAAAAACCAUCGCCAAACGUGUUCUGAAGAUGAGGCACAACAAAAGCACGGCCUACAUGCAUGUUUACGACGAUUUAUUUGCCAUCCCGGGCCGCCAGUGCUUCUUCCUUUACGAUUACGCAUCGACACCCAUUGGCGACGACAUUGUUGACGAUGAAAUCCCGAUAUUAUGGUACCGGUGGUCGGGUGACAAAAUGAUGGCCUUGAAUCAAAAGCCGCCAAAAAGGAUUCGCCGAACGAUAAGGGAAGACUAUCCAUUCAUGAUCCGGGUCCUCAAGCCGAAAUUACACGACCUUGAGCGUCCCGAUAUGUCCAAGGAAGAGUUGAAAAGGCACAGAAUGAAGGAGACGCCCGAGGAGCGAACCAAGCGUCGGCGUGAACUGGAGCAAGCAAAGCUGCGCCGUCUUGACUACUUGUAUGAUCACGAGCUCCAAUGGCUGUCAGAUGAGCCGGAGCACGAAGCUUGGCUACAGGCAAAUGUUGAGCCAAGGGCUUGGUCUUGGUACCAGCGGUUAAAAGCAGAGUGGAUAGAAAUCGGGCGCGUCGAGAGACUGGUUAGUACCGCUCGGAUCGGUGAAUUCCCGUGAUGAAUCACUGGUCAAUAAACGCCAUGCUAUCAUCCAUGAUCUCGACGGUCACUAGAGUAACGUACCAUUGGCAAAGGCACAAGACAAGGCAGAAGAGAGUUAUAGAAUAUGUUCGACUUUUAGAGCAGCGUGGAUUUAUGAGGCAUCGAAACAGGGUACAAUGGUUACCACCAAGCAGUAACAAGCUACCUUUGAUCUAGGUUAUUCAAAAUCGCAUCCAGACA